CAAAAGCCUAUAUAGUACUGAACAAAGGAAACAUUUUUAUCUCUCUCUUUUAAAUUCAGCUGAACAUAUUGCUUAGCGAUGCCAUUUUUGUGAAUGACCAAUCAUUGCAAAUGUAUCAUGUUCCUUUGUGGUUGGCAGAGUUAUAAGAGACUUGAAAGUCUUGGCCACUAACUUCUGUGUGCACUAACCACGUCAGGAAAGCAUCGAUCUAGUUAUCAUGAAACUUUUCCAGUCACUGUCUGCUUUUACUUUUAUCUUGUUCAUUCAUGGCAAUGUGUGCUUGGACAUCAUUGGGGGAAGGGAGGCCAUACCCCAUUCUCGGCCAUACAUGGCAUUUAUAAGGACUGCAGAAAAAGGAAUAUGUGGUGGCACUUUAAUUAAAUCAAACUGGGUACUAACUGCAGCUCAUUGUCCAAUUAAUAGUAAAGCAAAAGUGAUUCUUGGAGCCCAUUCCAUUAGGGACGCUGAACCAGAAAAACAGAAGAUACGUGUUCUAAAUGUCUUUCCACAUGAGCUUUUUAAUGCAAGGACAUUUGAUUAUGACAUCCAGCUGUUACAGUUAACCGAAAAAGCAAAACUUGGAACAUAUGUGAAUGUCUUGCCAUUGCCUAAAAAACAGAAAUUUUUAAGGCCUAGGAGUAUUUGUGAAACAGCUGGAUGGGGUUUUACAUCCAAUCGUGAUAACAAAAUGUCAGACAAAUUAAUGGAAGUCAAUGUAACAGUCAUGGGAAGAAGAGCGUGUGCUCAUAUCUGGCAAAUGAAUAAAGAAGAAAGUAUAAAUAUAACUCGCAAUAUGAUCUGCACCCAAGAGGGGACCAGCAAGGGAACCUGUGGCGGAGAUUCUGGUGGACCAUUAGUCUGCAAUGGAACAGUCCGAGGAGUGACAUCUUUUGGUGCAUCUGAAUGUGGUGUUCCUGGAGAUGCAAGUGUGUACAGCUAUCUCAACAGGGAAAUCAAAACCUGGAUAAAGAAAAAACUACGGGGUGGCCCCUAAAUUACCUGUCACUGCAUGCAGGCCCUAUGACUGCUAUACAUUUAUAUGGCUUCAGUUUUUAUGUUUUCUUUUAUUUUACUCAUUAACUUCCUCAACAUAUUCAUAUGCUGUAUUUCAUGUCUUUAUCAUUUAUUUGAUAGGAUUUGAAAAACAAAAAGUAAGAUAAAUAUGAUAAACAAUAUUCUAUUGUUUUAUUAUUCUAUAUAAUGAAUACAUUUCUAGAUGAAUGUGAAUUCAGAAAGUGAAGAUUUUCCCCCUUUCACACUGAGGCAGUUUUCAGGCGUUUUAGCGCUACAAAUAGCACAUAUAAAGC
Molecule: messenger RNA, 1307 nt
Organism: Rana temporaria (common frog)
Lineage: Eukaryota; Metazoa; Chordata; Amphibia; Anura; Ranidae
Product: granzyme A-like
Exons: 5
Coding region: 218-994 (258 amino acids)
Biological process (GO): proteolysis
Molecular function (GO): serine-type endopeptidase activity
Source: RefSeq, a predicted model, not a curated record